AACUAAACCCAUCUCUGCCCCUCCUCAACCACAUAGACCAUCAUCCAUCGAAGCAGCGAAGCAGCAAAACAACCAAUCCUCCCAGCACCAGCGACAAUGGUUCAAACCGACUACGACGCCCUCCUCGAGAUGGGUUUCGACCCCGAGCGCACGCGGCUAGCCGUGGACAGGACCAAGGGUCUCCAGGAUGCCAUCGACUGGCUCGACAAGAACUCCUCUAAGUCUCUCGACGAGCUCACCAGCAGCAAGCCCGCGCAAGCUCUCGGCACCGCCACCGCUUCGUCCUCAUCCUCGGGAGACCUCGAUGCCGACGGCGACCGCGCCGAGGCUAGCGGCACCGCGGCCAGUCUCAAGUGCUCCGACUGCGGAAAACUUUUCUCGUCGGCGGACCGCGCGCAGUUCCAUGCAAGCAGGACUGAUCACCAGAACUUUGAGGAGUCGACGGAGGCUAUCGUGCCGUUGACGGAGGAGGAGAAGAAGGCGAAGCUUGUGGAGCUGCGCGAGAGACUCGCGGCCAAGCGCGCCGCGCAAUCCACCAUCGACCUAGCCGAAACCAAGCGGAACGAGGCGAUCCGGCGCAAGAAGACGCAAGAGACCGAGCAGCUGAAGGAAGACAUGCGGCGCAAGGAGCAGAUGAAGGCUGUCGAGGCCAACAAGCGCGAGAAGCUCGAGGACGCCAAGGCCAAGGAGCGCGUCAAGCAGAAGAUCCGCGAGCAGCAGGAGAUGAAGCGUGCCGCCGCCGAGAGGGAGAAGGCGCAGAGGGAGGGCAGAGCCGUUCCUGAGGCUGCUGCCUCCGCUGCCCCCGCUGCCCCCGUCGAACAGCCAAAGAGGGUCAUCGCCAGUCACUCGGAAGCGAGGCUGCAGCUUAGGCUUCCCGCUGGUCAACAGCCGCUCAUCAAGACUUUCCCUGCUGAGACUACGCUUUUCGAGGUGGCCAGCGCGGUGCAGGAGGAGAGAGGAUUCGCUCCGACUUCGUUCACCAUGACUUUCCCACGCAAGGUUUUCCAGCAAGGAAUCGACUUUGGCCUGACAUUGAAGGAGGCUGGCAUGGUUCCUUCCUGUGCUCUGAUAGUCAGCUGAUCGAUCGGUAUGGCUAGAACUGGACGGGACUCUAUAUUAGUUGCAUGGUAGCAUAAGUUUUCUGUCACUGGGAACAGAAUGCUCAGUUCUCGAAGUCAUCGUAAUGCAAACAAACUGAUAUUGAAAAACAAAGCCAUCUACAUGACAAAAUAAGAGUAAACAAAAAUACAG
This is a messenger RNA of Tricharina praecox, 1251 nucleotides long. RefSeq names its product ubiquitin-related domain-containing protein. Bases 97 to 1080 code for a protein of 327 amino acids. Lineage: Eukaryota; Fungi; Ascomycota; Pezizomycetes; Pezizales; Pyronemataceae. The transcript is spliced from 5 exons. The record is from RefSeq and is a predicted model, not a curated record. Gene Ontology annotation, molecular function: protein binding.